Molecule: messenger RNA, 1992 nt
Organism: Penicillium verhagenii
Lineage: Eukaryota; Fungi; Ascomycota; Eurotiomycetes; Eurotiales; Aspergillaceae
Product: PAN-complex poly(A)-binding subunit PAN3
Exons: 8
Coding region: 1-1992 (663 amino acids)
Biological process (GO): protein phosphorylation; mRNA processing; nuclear-transcribed mRNA poly(A) tail shortening
Cellular component (GO): P-body; PAN complex
Molecular function (GO): protein kinase activity; ATP binding; poly(A) binding
Source: RefSeq, a predicted model, not a curated record
AUGGCCUCCUCCGGCAAGCCUGCUCUGGAUGAUUCCCGUCGCACGACGGGAUCGCCAAAAAUGAAGACCCGAGAGAACGCGAAAGAUACACUAUGUCGCAAUGUGACCAUCUACGGCCGGUGUCGCUAUGAAGAUAAAGGCUGUGCUUUCAAUCAUGACCUCCAGAAAGUGAACGCGGCACACCAGUCGGAUAGCAACAAGAAACGAUUUAAUGUGGACUCACCAAGCUUCACCCCCUCUCUUUUAUCGGGAAAUGGUGCCUCUGCGCCCAAGAAAUCCACCAUCUCUCCGAAAGCUGCCAGCGCGGCCCCAUUUCAACCUAGAGUUGCCGCAUCCCGUAUGCCCUCCGAUUCGGACCCAUAUACAUCUCCGCUGACUGGCAAAGGCUCCAACACCAGUACCCCGAGACAAGAAACAGGAACUCCUGAUUGGAUGGAGGUGCAGGAGUUUGUCCCGCAGGGCUUUGAUGCCGCACAUGUGCCAUCUCUUCAAGGCAACGGGAACGGGUCCAUCGCUGCCGCAGGUGCAUUUGACCCAUUUGUAACAGGCUCACCUCUUUCUGCCGCGGGGGGCGUUGGUCAAAUUUCCACCAAUCCAUACGCACAUGAUGCCGCUUUGGGAGGAGCUACUUUCUUUGCAAGCCAAACCGGCUUCCAGCAACCGGUCCAAUAUCAUCUCUAUGCUCCUAUCGGCCCUCAUAAUCAGAAUACACUUGGUUACCAGCGCAACGUUCACGAUCUAUUCCUCCCCAACGACUUCCGAGAAGAGCUGCAGAAAAAAGCUGCCGCCACUUUGCAAACAUUGCCCAACACACAACUUCCUGCGCAAGUGGACUAUUUCCACUCCCUCGUGCCAUUGGAUUUGAGCCAUCAAAAGAACGCAACGACAUUCGGCUACCCUAGCUGGGUGUAUAAAGCGCAAUCAAGCAAGGAUGGUAAUUUCUAUGUACUUCGUCGGCUUGAAGGAUUUCGUUUGACCAACGAAAAGGCCAUCCGAUCUGUUCAAGCCUGGAAGCGUGUCUGCAGUGGCAGUGUGGUGACUGUUCAUGAUGCAUUCACCAGUCGAAGCUUCCAAGACAGCUCGCUUAUCUUCGUCACCGACUAUCAUCCACUUUCCAAAACACUAUCCGAACAGCAUCUGGGAACUGGAAAUCGCUUCCAGGGCCGCCACAACACGCACAUCCCUGAGCAGGUUCUCUGGGGCUACAUGACCCAGAUCGCAAAUGCCUUGAAGGCAAUCCAUACUAAUGGUCUCGCAGCACGAGUUUUGGAAGCUAGUAAAGUUCUUCUAACAGGCAAAAACCGAAUUCGCCUGAACUCGUGCUCCAUCCUCGAUGUGGUCCAAUUUGACACCCAGCGAUCCGUCGCGGACCUGCAGCGCCAGGAUCUAGUCAAUUUCGGACAGCUGAUUGUCACUCUGGGUGCCAAUUCGCCUAAUGUGAUGCACAACACAACCAAGUCCAUGGACCACUUCACACGUGCAUACAGCCAGCAGAUGAAGAACUCCGUCUUUUGGCUAUUGGGUGGGCUCCAAAAGGACCAAGAUCGCACCAUCGACAUUUUCAUCACCGGCAUUUCUUCUCAGCUGAUGUCGACUUUUGACUCGGCACUACACCUUGAUGAUCAACUUACAUCCGAUCUCAGCCGUGAGCUUGAGAAUGGACGCUUAGUGCGUCUGAUGACUAAAUUGAACCUCGUCAAUGAACGUCCCGAAUACGAUCAUGACCGGCAGUGGUCUGAGAGCGGAGAACGGUACUUCUUGAAGAUAUUCCGAGACUACGUCUUUCACCAAGUGGAUGCUCAAGGGGAUCCAGUGGUUGAUCUCGGGCACGUGUUGACUUGUCUGAACAAGCUCGAUGCAGGUAGCGAUGAAAAGGUCACACUGGUCAGCCGAGAUGAACAAAGCUGUUUUAUUGUCAGCUAUAAGGAAGUCAAGAAAGCUCUUGAAUCCUCUUUCCAGGCCCUGAUGAAGCCGACAAGAAGGUUGCACUAA